UAUCUAAAAAUGUUGGUGGUGGUGAUGAUAACUAAAAUAAUAUUGUUUGUAUAUUAUAAUCCCUACAACAAGCAAGUGGGGAGUCAUAUUCAACUCCAAGUUGAACUGUUUCUCCAUCGCUGCCAUCACACUGCUUGUACUAUUUCAUUUCCUCCAUCCUUUCUCUCUCCUCCGAUCCUUCUCUCUCCUCCUUCGCUGCUGCUGAUACUGCUUCAAUGUCUUGGUUUUCUUCUCUCAGCACAUAGUUUGAUCUUUAGAGAUUAACUGAGCUGAGAGACCACACCACCCACUACCACCUUUCAUUUCUUUCAUUUUCGUAGCUUUGACUUGAAGGUUGACUCCCUGGUAGGCUGGAAUCCAAAGGUUUGAGGGUUUGAAGGAAUCAAUGUCCAGAGAAAAAGAAAUGGAGGGUACUGCAGAAGAAGGAGGAGGACGAGGAGGAGGAGAAGAAAGCAGGGAGUUGUUUAGAGAUGAAUGCAAUAAUAAUGUUCUCAGUUGUAAGAAAUUGGUGUUUGCUAGUAAUGCCGGAGAAAAGGUUGGAAAUCAAGGCCUGAGCCGCCGUGGAUUUCAAUAUUCACGGCAGCUUAGGCUCGAAGUUGAUGGUUCUGGUUCCUUAGGAACCGUGCCACGUAAACCGCAGGAUACAGACUAUACAAUUCCUCCCCUCACUGAUGAGGUGGAGGCCUUGAUCUUAGCCAGGGUGCCGAGAUCAGAGUACCCGAAGUUUUGUACCAUAAACAAGCGAUUUUUCACGCUGUUGAAGAGCGGUGAGCUAUACAAGAUCAGGGCCAAACUUGGGAUCAAGGAGCCCUCUGUGUUUGUGUCGCAACACGGGGAGAAUACAUGGUGGGAAUUUGACAGGCGGUUCAGGUUUUGCAGGAAGCUCCCAAUCCUACCGUCGGAUUUGUGCUUCGCGUCAAGCGACAGGGAGUCCCUUUGUGCAGGGACUCAUCUCCUGGUGUCCGGCAGAGAGAUAGAGGGUGUUGUUGUUUGGAGGUAUGACAUGGAAGCAAACCAAUGGAGCAAGGGUCCUAGCAUGAUCAGUCCGAGGUGUAUGUUUGCUUCUGCAACAUGUGGUUCCUACGCAUAUGUGGCCGGCGGGAUGGGACUGGCAAGUGAUUGGAAAGCCAUGGAUUCUACUGAGAGAUACGAUCCCGGGACUAAAUCAUGGGAGCCCCUUCCGAAUAUGAAGCAAGAGAGGAGGGGCUGCUCCGGCUGUUUCUUGGACAACAAGUUUUAUGUAAUUGGAGGGAAAGAUCGUCAUGGAAGUGAUUUAUUCUGUGCUGAAGCCUUUGAUAUUGAGAAACACACAUGGGAACUUAUCCCGGACAUGCUAGAAGCUGACUGGGCAACUCUAAGUAACUCGUCUCCGCCUCUUAUUGCGGUGGUGGCCAGCGAGCUCUACUCUCUUAAAACUUCCACGAAUGAGCUCAAGGUGUAUUUGAAGCAAAGCAAGGCAUGGAAGAAGUUGGGGGUCGUUCCGGUAAGAGCUGAUGCUACUUCCGGAUGGGGUGUAGGGUUUAAGUCACUCGGGGACGAGCUACUUGUCAGCCAAUCUUCAUCAGAUGCAAAUGCAGGAGGCCCUGCCCUCAUGUACACUUGCUGCCCUGAUCCAACCGCUGAUGAAUUGCAGUGGCAAGCUCUUGAGCAGGGCCACAGCCACAAUACCCGCUUCAUCAUUAAUUGUUCCGUCAUGGCUGCUUGAAUAAGGUUAACUUUGACCCAGAAGGUGUAUUUUCUGCCUUCUAGCCGUUUGAUGUGGAGCAUUGGGUCGAACUAUUCUUUGGUGUCAUGGUAAUAGCUAUGAAUAAUCGACUCCUGAAAAAUGGUAGUACGGAAUCAUAGACAUACAAUGCAUCACAGACGGAUGAUCAAUACGCUUCAGCCGGUUAUUUUCUAUUCCACCUCUUAUAAGGCUUGCCACGAGUACAGCCUAGUUUGUUUGAUUUUCCACUUGUUUUUCCGUUGUUGUAUUACUAUUAAUGUGCGUGGUUCUCCCAAGUCCAAACCUCGUGACAUAGAACUUGGGAGUAUCUAAUGAAGCUUUCUGGGUUUUUCUUUU
Pyrus x bretschneideri (Chinese white pear) is the source of this 2062-nucleotide messenger RNA. Its product is annotated as F-box/kelch-repeat protein At3g27150-like. The coding region runs from base 386 to 1705 and encodes 439 amino acids. The record is from RefSeq and is a predicted model, not a curated record. Lineage: Eukaryota; Viridiplantae; Streptophyta; Magnoliopsida; Rosales; Rosaceae. Gene Ontology annotation, cellular component: cytosol. The transcript is spliced from 2 exons. Gene Ontology annotation, molecular function: protein binding.